AUGUGUUUUGUCUUUUUUAGACUGGCUUUCACAGAAUCGGAGGGAGUACAGGCUAUUGUUGCCGCACUGAAUGGAAAAACUAACUUCCAGCUCCAGUACCAACUAGCUUUUGCUCUAUGGUGUCUCACCUUCAAUCCUGAAAUUGCUCGCCGCACACCUUCACUUGGCGUAAUUCAAGCCCUAGGAGAUAUUCUUUCUGAAUCGUCGAAGGAAAAAGUUAUACGUAUCAUCAUAGCAACGUUCAGCAACAUUCUAAAAAAAGUGGAAGAGAAAGAUAUAAAAAAAGAAGCAGCUUUGCAAAUGGUCCAGUGCAAAACUCUUAAAACACUUGAACUUACAGACGCCAAAAAGUAUGGUGACACUGAGCUUGAGGAAGAUGUCGAGUUCUUGAGUUCUCAGCUUCAGCUGUCUGUUCAGGAUCUGAGUUCCUUUGAUGAAUACUGUAGUGAGGUUCGCUCUGGUCGACUGCAGUGGUCUCCAGUGCACAAAUCAGACAAAUUCUGGAGAGAAAACGCUCCUCGAUUCAACGAGAAGAAUUUCGAGCUCAUUAAGAUAUUGAUACGGCUUUUGGAAACCAGUCAAGAUCCUCUGAUUCUUUGCGUAGCAGCUCACGAUGUUGGAGAGUACGUGAGACACUAUCCUAGAGGAAAGACUGUGAUUGAACAGUACCAAGGAAAGCAGGCAGUGAUGCGACUCCUAACUGCAGAGGACCCCAAUGUCCGCUACCAUGCAUUGCUCGCUGUUCAGAAACUCAUGGUGCAUAACUGGGAAUACUUAGGGAAACAACUCGAUGUAGAAGCUCCUGAAACUGUAGCAGUCAAGUAG
This is a messenger RNA of Cylicostephanus goldi, 825 nucleotides long. The record is from the annotation of a GenBank genome assembly. NCBI's taxonomy places the organism in Eukaryota, Metazoa, Nematoda, Chromadorea, Rhabditida, Strongylidae.